AUGUUUCCAACGGUGGACUCUGAAGAUAUUUCGCAGGUCACGUCAUUAAAAGAAAAACAAAGUUUUUCUAGCGAUGUGCGAGAUUCGUCAGAAAAUUCUCAAGUGGCGAAACAAAACAAUAACAGAGAGUUAACUGUCAAUAUGUUGAUAAAAGAAAUGAUUUUUUGCAUUGCCUUAGCAUUGACUACCUAUGGAGCUCUCCAUACUACCUCUUCUAAAGUUUCCAAGCAUCCACAAGCAGUAAAUUUUUUUAAUUCAGGCUCUGUAGUAAAGGACUGGUAUAGAGGUCAACUUGGCAAUGCACUUGCUGCUGUCAACAUUGCAGAUGUGUCAUUUAUUAUGUAUUAUGCACCAUGGGAUGCAGAAUCACAAUAUGUCAGGGGAGAGUUUGAGUUGGCAGCUAACAUCCUUAGUGGCCGGGUACAUUUUGCUGCCAUCAAUUGCUGGGAUCCUGGAAGUGAAUGUAGAUUACAACACAACAAAAUUCCAUCUUGGCCUAUUCUAAUGGCUUAUACUGUUAAUUCAAAAGGAGUGCUUUAUAAAGGCCCUAGAGAUGCACACAGUAUGGUUAACUUUUUGGAGUUAAUUAUGAAACCUUUGGAAAGAGUAUCUUCAACUGAAGACUUAGUACAUUUAUUGUCUAUUUAUGAUGCUGUAGCUAUUGGUUUCACACCUCUUACAGACACAUCAAAAUAUUAUAAUAUAUGGUACAAUGUUGCCUUAAAGUCACGGGAAUUUGACACAGUUGGGGAAAUAUGUUUUGCUGUUGUUACAUCAGCAGAGUUGGCAAUGGAUCUUGGUGUGGAAAUUUUGCCCAAGGCUCGUCUUAUGCUUUGGAAUGACACUAAGGAAUUUAAAACAGAAGAUGGCAAUAAUUCUUGGAAUGAAUCAUCACUUAUGCAUUGGGUAUUGGAGAAUUUUUCUCAGCCUGUGGCAAGGAUUAUACCAAUGUGGAAGAAAUCAUUUAGCUUUGAUAGAUAUGCUGAUGGCAGCCCAAUGUUGUUGCUUUUUACUCCUUUAAACCCCUUAUAUGAGCAGUUGCCUUCAUAUUCAUUGCUACGUGAAGUUGCUAUGGAAUAUUAUAAUUGUAAAAAUAAUGACAGCAACCAAUGGAUUACGGAGUUGAUAAAAUUACAACAGGUACAGAGAUUAAUCUAUCAACAGAAAAACUUUUUGAAGUUUUGUCAAGAGUAUAAGUUCAAAAAUCCUAUAAGAAAACCAAGCAAAAUUUAUAAAAAAGAAAUUGUGUCAAAUAAUAAUAAAUAUCCUUGGAAUAAUGUGACGCAGAAAAAUCAGAAAAACGGGUUUAUUAAUUUUAUACUGAAAAAGGGUCUAGCACUGACCAAAGCUAUGGAGAGUGGAAGUGAUAAUUCACCUAUUUGGUCUUCUUUGGGUAUUUUGAAUGAAUGCACUACAAAGUUUUUACCUGCGGAGAAAAGUUUCUAUGAAAACUAUGAACAAUGCCAGUUGUUUGAAGAAAAUAUGGACAAAGAACAAGAUUUGGACACAAAACAGGAAAAUUGCAUUCCGCGGCGGUGA
Messenger RNA from Parnassius apollo (apollo), 1539 nucleotides. The record is from the annotation of a GenBank genome assembly. NCBI's taxonomy places the organism in Eukaryota, Metazoa, Arthropoda, Insecta, Lepidoptera, Papilionidae.